Molecule: messenger RNA, 3496 nt
Organism: Ostrinia nubilalis (European corn borer)
Lineage: Eukaryota; Metazoa; Arthropoda; Insecta; Lepidoptera; Crambidae
Gene: torso
Product: tyrosine-protein kinase receptor torso-like
Exons: 15
Coding region: 281-2767 (828 amino acids)
Biological process (GO): positive regulation of kinase activity; protein phosphorylation; multicellular organism development
Cellular component (GO): signaling receptor complex; plasma membrane
Molecular function (GO): transmembrane receptor protein tyrosine kinase activity; ATP binding
Source: RefSeq, a predicted model, not a curated record
GGCGCGCUAACGCACCAGCCGCACGUUUCAGCGAUACAACGCGUUUGACACUUUGAAUUUGGAACUUUUUUCCUUCUUUUCACAAUUUUCCCGCCCUUCGUAGUGUUUUUUUUUUUCUAUCAAUUUUGCUAGCCAGUGACUUUCUUACUUUUUUCGUUAAUAAAAAGAAAAUAUUUUUAAGAAUAAAAAACAAUUGACUUCACAAAACAAAAGUGGGUACAUGCAUGCAUAGUUUUACAAAAGUUUAAUCGAUGUGCAAGUUUGUUUAGCACAAAUAAAAAUGUAUUUCAUUAAUAUUUUAUUGGUAAAAGCAAUAGUUUUGGUGGUUACACAUAUUAUAGUUAAUGUGCAUGGUGGAAAUGUUGGAAAUUAUACUUACAUGAACAAUCUGGAUACAAAUGAAAAUUCCGUGGUCGCACUUGCAUCGGAUAUUUGCUUCGACUUAGAGUUUUACCACAUCAACUCCAAUAAGUCCACCCCGUUUUCAGCAGAAAACUGCCAUAUAAAUUUCAUUAAUUCGACUAAGUACCAGGACAAGAAACCACCAAAUAUAGAAGCGAGGUGCACUUACCCGUCGAAGAUUAUUUAUGGUAUAGAGCCCAUAGACGACCCUGGGGUGCGAAGGCUGACAGUCCUCACCAAGAUCCACCCUGCUGCCAUAGAAGGAGAUUAUUUACCCUACGACCUGUUAGAAAACAACAACAAACAGUUGAGCAAAGUUGACAUCUCCUCUGGUGAAUACCAAACCUGGACUACUUUAAUCUCGUUCGACGGGAACCACUCGCCCUGGCUUCGGGGACCCGUCGUACGAUCUUGGAACCAGACAGGGGACGUGAUGAGCAGAAACUACAGCAUUAAAGUGACACAGAAACACCAGGUCGUGAAUGGCACUUCCGCAGUCAGCGCUCUUGUCAGUUGGGAGCCGCUUGAUGCUGAAGACGGCUGUUUCGAUUUCGUGAACUUUUGCAGCGGAAAAACAGAAUUUAAGAUUUGGCCGAACGAAAGUACAAGCAUGGAAGUGAGCGGAUUGCCAAUGGGAGAGAAGUGCCAAGUUCGGUUAAUCGGGAAGUAUGGAGUCACGCAUUUCUCCUACCACACACCAGACUGUGUGAACAUGAAAGAUUGUAUAGAUUACGAAAGGGCUCAUAACCUGUCAGUCAAGGCCGACCCUGCCGAGCACGGGUGGGAUGUGUCCGUGAACUGGACCUAUUUCCACCAGCCUCUCGCCUUCAACGUCACACUUGUAGCAAAACACGUUAAAAGGAGCAUAAAGGUUCCCGGGAACGUAACAUCGGUAGUGUUCGAAGAUAUAGAAGACAGUGGGUUGUAUCUAGUAGUCAUCGCUUCAGUUCUGGAGAAGAGACGGGUCUACACCAGCAGCAGGGCCCAGUUUCCUAUAAAAGUACCGUCUGGUGUAAACCUGGGCCCAGCGCUGGGCGGCACGUGGGGAGCACUGGUGGGCCUGGGCGUCGUGGCUGCGGUUGUGUUACUGCUGUGGCGAAGGCGCCAAGCGAACAGGAUGCAACAUAUCUACUUCCCUCAGGAACCGUUUGAAAAGCCGCGCAAGGAGGCGGGUAAGGCGGGGGACGCCAAGGCCACGGCCAGCCAAGAUGUUUGGGAGUUGAGUUCCGACAGCCUGCUCCUCCACGAGGUCAUAGGAGAAGGUGCUUUCGGCGUCGUCCGAAGGGGCACAUUGGCAUCGCUGGGCAAGGAGGUAGCUGUGAAGAUGCUGAAAGAUUUCCCAUCCCUAGAUGAGAUCCGAUCAUUCCGCACUGAGAUCAAGGUGAUGAAGAGCGUAGGCGCACACCCGCACGUGGUCAGCCUGGUGGGCUGCUCCAGCGGCCGCAAGCCCUACAUCGUGGCCGAGUACUGCAGCAGGGGAGACUUGCUCAGCUACCUUAGAUGCUGCUGGGACUUUAUGGUGACCAAGCGAAACACAAAAUACUUCAACAACAACAUCGACGGGUACGAUUACCGCAAGGAUUUAUUCAAGUUUCCGCUCCAAGGCGAGGACUCCAAACUGGUGGCGAAUAAUUUAUAUGAGCUUCAAGGGGCAUGUGGCACGGAGUUGACCACGAGAGAUCUGCUGUCCUUCUGCCGGCAAAUUGCCAUGGGCAUGGAGUUCUUGGCGGCAAACAGGCUGGUCCAUAGAGACUUGGCCGCGAGGAAUGUUCUGGUGACCAGUGAUAGAACGCUGAAGAUCGCAGACUUCGGGCUGUCCAGAGACGUGUAUGAAGAAAACUUGUAUAAGCAGAAAGGGAACGGCAAGUUGCCCAUGAAGUGGAUGGCGCCAGAAUCGCUGACCCGAAGGAUUUACACUACUCAGAGCGAUGUUUGGUCGUUCGGCGUGGUGAUGUGGGAAGUGGUGAGCGUGGGCGCCAGCCCGUACGCCGGCGUGCCGCCCGCGCGCCUGCCGCGCCUGCUGCGCGCCGGGUACCGCAUGCCGCGCCCCGCCAACUGCUCCCAGCCGCUGUAUGAAGAAAUACUCUCUUGCUGGCGACAGAACGCGCGCGAGCGGCCGACGUUCGUCCAGCUACACGCGCGCCUCGACGAAUUGUUGGACACGGCGUCCGCGGAAGACUACCUCACGUUUGAGCCCGAUCCUGAUGACGUGCCGCGGCUGUCCGCGCACAAAUACGUCAAGAUGUACCUCAAACAAAAGCUUGGUUGGUCUAGCGGGGACGAGUACGAGCGGCCUAUACGAACCGCGCAAAGCAACCACUACUCCACGCCGCCUGCCUCCGCGUGCAAACUACCGGUGUCGUGACUUAGUGUCAUUUUGACCAAACCGAUAUUAAAAAUGGACCAAUACUAAUGUGUAUGUGCAUUGGAUAAUUUUAAAUGUUAAUCAUAAUGGUUCCUACUUUAUGCCGCCUACGUAUGAUGAGUUCGGUUGUAUUUGAAAAGAUAGUUACCAUUUACCACUUCAGUAACCUCUAGCUAGCUAGUCUAUGUAGAUAAAUAAUUUUAAUGUAACUCACUUUUGUAUGAGCUUAUAUCGAAGUGGGACUCGGCUCUAUGACCUUUUGCUUGUUAGUCGACUGCUCAUUAAAAAGACGUUGUGAAAUGAUCCUGCGUUCGAGUCCCACCUGUAAAAGCAGCGAAAUCAAAAGUCAUGAACAGGAUUGUUAUCUAGAAUUAUAAUAUUAUUAUUUAGAUAAAAUUACUCACCAACAUCUGUAAUAUAGCCCACUUAUAAAACAAUACUAAAAGAAACACCGAGAAAUUCAAGUAAAGUCGUGAAUAAUCAAUUCAACGAUGUUUACGUUGAUGAUCUCUUACUUCUAUGUACUUCAAUUCAUAAAUGAAUAUGUACUCUACAACUCUUAUAAGUAAGUAACCGUAUUUGUAGCAUGUAGGUAAUUGUGAAUAAUUUCUGGGUUUAUAUUUACAAUAACUAGUUUACAAUAAAAAAUAUUAGAAUAGUUUUUCAUAAAUGUAACAAUGCCUAUGAGCAUGGCUGUGUGUUGUAAGAAAUGAACAAUGUAUGCGAUUA